UACAGCACGUCGUCAGAAGACGGUUGCAGCUAGUUCUUCUAGCAGCGAGGAGGACGUAUCCUUAGGUGCUGAUCACAGCGAGGAAUCUACGCCAACUUGUGAUGCUGCCUCUUCUAGCGCGGUUUCACAGCGCAGAAGCGGUGUGCCUUCACAGCGGGGUCAAUUCACCCGCAAGUACCAGGCACAAUGGAAGGAUGACCUCUCAAUGUUCACAAACAUUGAGGCUGCAAGGACUAUAACAUUGGCGUUUAAAUCGUCGAUGGAGAUUCCAUUGUUUCAAUGGAGCCAGGUUUCCAAACAUCCUGAGUGGAAACCUAAUAUCGAUGCAUGGUUUAAGCGAUUUCAGAACAAAUUUGAGUGGGAUAGGGCGGACAACAAUGUUGUGAGGAGGGUAUGGGAGAAUCACGCGGCAACUAGGUUGCGUGAUUUUUGGUAUGACACCCAAAAAAAAUCAAAAAGACAUGCGAGGGAUAACGGUCUUGAAGGAUGGAAUGAGGUGGCGGUUUGGCAGGAAUUCAAACCGCCAUUCAUCUCGGGGGAAAUAUGGACGGCAUAUAUUGAGCACGUGACCUCAGAGCGGUUCUCACGGCGCUCACAGUCUGGCGCCGACAACCGGAACCGGCAAAUUUAUGGUUCGGUGACCACGCACACUAGCGGAUCCGUCCCAUUCAGCGCACAUGCAAAGCGGAUGGUAAGAUUAAUUUUAAUGAAAUAUAUCGUUAAUUAAUUUGUCGUUCCUUAUAAUAUAUUUAACUUUCAACCUAUUUUUUCCUUACAGGCUGCGU
Molecule: messenger RNA, 785 nt
Organism: Populus nigra (black poplar)
Lineage: Eukaryota; Viridiplantae; Streptophyta; Magnoliopsida; Malpighiales; Salicaceae
Exons: 4
Coding region: 206-727 (173 amino acids)
Source: RefSeq, a predicted model, not a curated record